CAAAACCUCAAAUGACUUGGAACUCCUCGCAGUGGAACCAAAACAGUCCAUUCUAAUCAGCUUCCUUCCCAGCUUUCCAUCGGAAAUCAUCACACAAGUCCCAAUUUGAGAGGAACAUAUAAGAAGAUUGAGCGCAAAGGAUUCCGGGCAAAUUCAAACUUUCCCGGCGACGAUCGGAAACUCGUCAGAUCUCUCAAAAACCGAAUUCAUAAACGGAGAAACCAUCAAAGAAUCACUCCCUCUUAGGCAAUGGCAACAUCAGCUCAAGUAGUGAAUAAAUUUUUUAUUGCCUCGGUGUUGAUGUGGGUAUUUCCAAUUGCUAUCAUAUAUGGCUUUCAGAAAAAUUUGUUUCCUGGUUUAGCGAACCUCUCUUCCUAUUAUCAGACACUGUUGGUUGGAUUUCUAGCUGUUAUAUCAGUUAACGUGGUAAUUGCGUUUUACAUAUACAUGGCGAUGAAAGAGCCUUCAGACAAGCAUGAGCCAGAUCCAACAUUUGUUGCCAAGGCUAAAGCUAGUUUAAACCAAACCAAAUCUGAGAGUGGUGCAAAAGAGGAAUAGAAUUCGAAGGAACAGUCACUAAUGCAUAUUCCCCAGUUGCCAACUGGUAAAGUUGGGAGAACUGAAAAAUAGGGGCUGAAAUAAAUUUACAGGCUGUCAGGUGAUCACACUAUCAUUGAGGUAAACAUGCGAUCACAAUUUUAACAUACUAUCACUCAUGGAAAGUGAUUGUUUUGUAAGAUAUGAUGAUAGAUUCAUGUAUUUUCGGGUUUUAAGAAAUACGAAUUGUUCCCCAUUAUCCUGUAUGAAUAUGUAUCGCGGGCAGCUUACCCUAGCUCCCUGUGUGUAUGAAAACAACAUAUUAAUGGUGAAGUUAUAUCACCUGGGUUUUUUUUUCA
Molecule: messenger RNA, 896 nt
Organism: Spinacia oleracea (spinach)
Lineage: Eukaryota; Viridiplantae; Streptophyta; Magnoliopsida; Caryophyllales; Amaranthaceae
Exons: 3
Coding region: 250-558 (102 amino acids)
Biological process (GO): vacuolar proton-transporting V-type ATPase complex assembly
Cellular component (GO): endoplasmic reticulum membrane
Source: RefSeq, a predicted model, not a curated record